Molecule: messenger RNA, 1347 nt
Organism: Lentinula edodes (shiitake mushroom)
Lineage: Eukaryota; Fungi; Basidiomycota; Agaricomycetes; Agaricales; Omphalotaceae
Exons: 3
Coding region: 1-1347 (448 amino acids)
Biological process (GO): regulation of transcription by RNA polymerase II
Cellular component (GO): nucleus
Molecular function (GO): DNA-binding transcription factor activity, RNA polymerase II-specific; RNA polymerase II cis-regulatory region sequence-specific DNA binding
Source: RefSeq, a predicted model, not a curated record
AUGUCUACACAAAUCUUCCAGUUUUAUACCCCGACAGAGACAGAAGUUAAUCGUAUUGUAGGAUAUGAUUAUAUGGCUACAAGCAAAGAUCACAAUCUCGAUGAAAAGUUACCUCCUUCGCAUCCAGUAUCCACCCAAUUUGCACCCAUUUUCUCUCCUUCUCUUGAAUACCGUGGGCCCGAUAGUACAUCAUCCUUAGAAGUUUCCCGGAAAUCAUCGGCCCGUCCUUUGGCUCCCAGGAAAGGAUCCCCUCGACGUGAAACUCACAUUCCUCGACCUCGCAAUCCCUUUAUGAUCUUCCGAUCCGAGUAUCAUGCUCAGUCAAAGAUUACCACGGAUGUUGAACGCGACCACAGGCACAUUAGUCGCAUCGUCGGAUAUCUUUGGAACAACAUGUCCGAGGAGGACAAGGCGCCAUAUCGACUCAUGGCAGAGAAGGAAAAGGCCGAGCAUCAACGGAAAUAUCCGGGUUAUCGUUUCUGUCCUGGUACUCGCACUUCUAAACCAGUGAAAAGAAAUGUCAAGCGGAAUGGUCAAACUGACCUCGUUCGAGCUCAGAAGGUCGCGGAACUUCUGAAAGCGGGAUUGCAGGGUCACGCUUUAGAAUCAGCAGUCAAAGAUAUAGACUCUGAAAGUUUGGAAGGAUCGAGUCCUCCUGCCGAGGAUUUCUCUCGGUCGCCUUCUUCCUCUCCUUCUACGCAACCAUCUCCUUCUUUACCCGACAUACAUGGAUGGCUACCUAAUAAACGGGACCCUGUCCCAGUCAGUCCUGUUUUCCGAAGCCCACUCCUCGCUCCCGCUCCUACUCCGCCUCUAGUAUCAACUAGACCUAUUAGGCGGUUUGUGCCGGAACGACCAAUUAUGGACUCCUUGAGACCCGAUCCUCCGUCUAUGGUCCCCAACUUCACAUAUAGCUCACAAAGUAGUCAGCUUCCCCUUUCACACAUGAUUUCUGCACAUCCCGAAGUAUAUCAACCCCAACUGCACGAGGCCAGCGUUGUACAAGGUUAUAAUUAUGAUAGCACCCCCAACCUUUAUAACGCCUAUCACAACGAGCCCCAAUUUAUCCAACAUCAUACUGUCCAGACGCCUUCAUACCAUGACGCAACUCCGACAACGGAACCAUACAGGAAUACUGCUUCUCUUUUUCAUCCUGAUGAUGGCUCGUCAAACGUCCCUCUCGACAGCCGAUUUCCGUUCCACCAGAGCUUGUUCGCCAGCGCUCAGGACAACUUAUUUUCAGGUUUACCCAACGACUAUUGGUUGUACCAAGACCCUGCGGGCCAGAUUCCUGACCAGACAAAUCCCCUCACUUGGGAUCCAAUGCAGUUCAUGGUCAAUAUGUGA